Messenger RNA from Suricata suricatta (meerkat), 1870 nucleotides. RefSeq names its product glutamate rich 5 (gene ERICH5). The transcript has 3 exons. Lineage: Eukaryota; Metazoa; Chordata; Mammalia; Carnivora; Herpestidae. The record is from RefSeq and is a predicted model, not a curated record. The coding region runs from base 172 to 1245 and encodes 357 amino acids.
UCCGGCGCUCUGCUGUGCGCCUGCGCUCUGCAGCCGCAGUGCCCUGCGGGCAGUCAGAGGAGCAUCGGCGCCGCGGGGGUGGUUUGCGCGGGAUCCGAGCUCCGGCCCGACGCUCGCGCCACGCUGGGACCGGUGUCCGCGCUCAACUACAAGGCCGCCCUUCUGCUCGCGAUGGGCUGCUCCAGCAGCGCCCUCAACCAGGCCGGCGACGGCGGCAGGCUCCGCAGCGAAGAAAGUGAGUCCUGCUUUGCCCAACCCAAACCACAUACGCUGGGAAAAGAAUCAUCUACUCUUCAUGGCAAGGUACAAAAGGAAAGUACUCCCCCAUUAGAGAAGCUCAAGGUUUCAGCAGUGUCUACAGCUAACGGUGUGAAAUCCCUCCGGGAACAGCCCCUGGCAAACGAUGCUGCAGACCCCCCAGGACCUACAGAAGACACCCAGCCUUUGGGGGGACCCAGGGAAUCUGGGCCACUUCAGCCAGGUGGCAAAGAUGAUACCCCCGGAGCAGGAGAAGAGAAGAACGACAUAGAAGCCAUGACAGAGGCUCAGUCUUUAAAAGGAAAUGUGGAGACCGAAUCUGUGGGACCAGACACCAAGUAUGAGCCGUUGUGGACCACAGGAGAGAGGGCCUGUCCCGGAGCAGUGGACGGUCCUGAGGCUCCACAGACUGCCAGAGAGAUGACCCCUGUGGGAACAGCUGAGAAAGUCCUUCCUCUGGAAGCAGCUAGGGAGCUACAACCUCAGGAAGCAACGGGAAAGGGUGAACAGACCCAACUCCCAGAAACAGCUCCCAAGGAGAAUGAACCUCCAGCGGGAUUGGAAGGAGGUCAGUUUGUGGAAACGGCAGAAGAGCGGCAACUUCAAGAAACGUUGGGAAAAGAUGAGCACUCCCAACUUCUAGAAGCAGUUCCCAAAGAGAGUGAAACACCAGAAGUAUUGGAAGAAAGUCAGUUUGUGGAAACAGCUGGAAACAAUGAUUUGCUCCAUAAAACUCCUGAAAGUCCGGGAAACAUGGAGCAGAUUCAACUGGAAGGAGUAGUUGGAAGCGUGGAGCAUCCGGCCGGAAUUCUAGAAACAGGAGCUAAUACGGAAAUGGUGAUUCACACUAAUGAAGAGGACCAACACGUUGAAGGUGAGACAGGAGAAAAAGUUGAAACAGAGAUGGAGAAUGAGAGAGUAAGUGAAGGGGCUGGAACAAAAGAAGAAGAAACAGGGGAAGCUGUGGACCUAUCAGCAGCCCAGUAGAUGGGUGUGGUAGCAGAAGGGUGAAUAGCUACAGUGUGUUGUGAUAAAGAGAAAACUAUAGUGAAGUUGUGGCUACAGAUCAUGUCUGUAAACAUCUAUGUGUUUUAUACAAAGAGUGUGGUUAUCGUGUUCCUGAUUACAUUGUUUCAUUAAACUGCUCAGCUGUAAAGAGUUUUCUCAGGCACUUGAAUAGUUACACAUUUAGAAGAACUACAGUAACCACAGCCAGUAACAGCUAGGGUAUCCGAUAACUGUAGAGUGUGAGGGUAUUUUCUUCCCUGUGGCAAUAGUUCCAUUCAGUUUAAAAAAUAACACCCCAAAAAGAAAGUAUAAGCCUUAGGUGUAGGUGGCUGGAGAAAGAAGGUAACAAAUUUUAGGAGCUCAUGAUAAUAAAGUUACACAGGAUUAUGAUGGGAUAAGAGUGAGCAACAUCUUCAGGGCAAACUAUAGCCAGUGGUUUCUUUUUUUUUCUAUUGCAGAAUUCAAAGCUGGUAGGAACCUUGGGAACUGUGUCAUCUAGUUACCUUCUCACCUUAAGUCUGUCCACUAUCAUAGACUCUUAUUUUCUAGUUAUUUAUCAUGUGUUAACAAAACCCUUGUCAGGGGCGCCUGGGUGGCUCAGUCU